GUGUUAUCGAUAGCCGAUAACUAUAUACAGAUCUUUUGUUUUGCUAAAAAAGAAAAGGUUUAUUUGUGGAAAAGCGGGCCAGGAUUAUUCGCGACCAGGACGACGGAGGAUCCUUCCGGCGUGUGAUGCUUUAAUGCUAAAGUCGAUUAGCGGCGGCGUUGGCGUGGCAUCCACGGAAAGAGGAGGCGGCGGCGGUGGUGGCGGCGGAGGUGGUGGUGGAGGGGCAGGUGGAGCAGGAGAAAUAGGACCAGCAGCAGCAGGAGGAGGAGGAGGAGGAUCUGGAGGAGCCUCUGGCAGCAGGAGCACCAGCGGAAGUGGGCGUGCCAGUUGCGUGCUGGGCUCCAGUUCGAUUUCCAGUGGUUUGAGUGCCGUGUGCGGAUUUGUGACCGGCGGAGGGGGUGGAUCUGAUCGCGAUCGAGAUCGGGAUCGGGACAGAGACAGAGGGGUGGCCAGCAGCAGCGGUGGGAGCACUCCGGCCGGCAUCCUCUAUUGCCCCGCCUGUGUGGCAGCCGCCAAUCAGCAGAAUCCCAGCCAAAACUCGAGUCCCCAGCACGAGGGCUUCUUCUCGCGCAGCUCCUCCAAGUCCAGUAAGCGCAACAAGGCCAGGAAGAGCGCCUCCACCGCCGGCUGCCUGGACGCCCAGCACAUACGCGCGAAUCUCCGCAUGUCCAUGUCCAGUUCGAUGCGCAGCUCCCGUGGAAAUAGUGGCACAGGAGGCGGAGGCGGAGGAGGAGCAGCCUCCUGCAGCAGCAGCAGUGGCGGAGGAGGAGGUGGAGGUGGAGGAGCAGGAGGAUCCGCAUCCGGAGGCGGGCUGGCCUAUGACGCGGCCAGCAAUGCCAGCAGUGGGAGUGGCAGUGGCAGCGGCAAGGUCGCCUCGCCAGGCAGCUACAGCUGCAACGCCCUCAAUGUGGACUUCACCUCGUACACGGCCACCCAUCAGUGGACCCGGAUGCUCGAGUGCGCCGAGUUCGUGGGAGCCAAGCGGAGCAAGCACACUGUGGUGGCCUACAAGGAUGCGAUGUUCGUGUUCGGCGGCGACAACGGCAAGAACAUGUUGAACGACCUGAUCCGCUUCGGCGUGAAGGACAAGUCGUGGGGCAGGGCAUGCGCGACGGGAACGCCGCCGGCGCCGCGAUACCACCACUCGGCGGUGGUGGCCGGCAGCUCGAUGUUCAUCUUCGGCGGCUACACCGGCGACAUACACUCCAACUCGAAUCUGACCAACAAGAACGAUCUGUUCGAGUACAAGUUCCAGAGCGCCAUGUGGGUGGAGUGGAAGUUCUCGGGACGCCAGCCAGUGCCGCGAUCGGCGCACGGAGCGGCGGUCUACGACAACAAGAUGUGGAUCUAUGCGGGCUACGACGGCAAUGCGCGUCUGAACGACAUGUGGACACUGAAUCUCACGGGCGAGAAUCACCAGUGGGAGGAGGUGGACCAGCUGGGCGACCGACCGCCCACCUGCUGCAAUUUUCCGGUGGCCGUGGCCCGCGAUGCCAUGUACGUGUUCUCCGGACAGAGUGGCCUGCAGAUAACCAACUCGCUGUUCGAGUUCCACUUCAAGACGCGCACCUGGCGGCGCAUUUCCAAUGAGCCCGUACUGAGGGGCGCCACCUCGGCGCCGCCGUCGCGAAGAUAUGGCCACACGAUGGUCCAUCACGAUCGUUUCCUGUAUGUCUUUGGCGGAUCGGCGGACUCAACGCUGCCCAACGAUCUGCACUGCUACGACUUGGACUCGCAGGUGUGGUCGGUCAUCCUGCCCGAGCAGAACUCGGAUGUACCCUCGGGCAGGGUGUUCCACGCCUCGGCCGUGAUCUGCGAUGCCAUGUACAUAUUCGGCGGAACGGUGGACAAUAGUGUGAGGCGAGGCGAUACGUAUCGUUUUCAGUUCUCAUCGUAUCCCAAGUGCACACUGCGCGAUGACUUUGGCAAGUUCUUUCUGGACAAACAGUUCUGCGACAUCCAGUUCAUUGUGGGAGCGGAGGAGAUUCGGAUACUGGCGCACAUCGCCUUUGUAGCGGCGCGUUCGAAGUAUCUGCGAAAUAAAAUACUGGCUGCGCGCGAGGCACGCCAGCAGCAAAUGGAGAAGGUGUACGGCGUGGGCCAGGUGGACGCACUGGCACUCAAUGCGUGCGCGGGCGGGGACCGCGGACCCAUGCUAGAGGUGCGACUGGCCCACGCCUCGCCCGAGGCCUUCGACAUCAUACUCAACUACAUCUACACCGAUCGCAUCGAUCUGAAGGACGCCACCUACGGCAAGAACAUCAUCAUUCUCAUCACGGAUAUCUAUCAGCUGGCCGGUUUGUUCACCAUGCCGCGGCUGGCCCACGGCUGUAUCCAGUAUUUGGACUACAAGAUUAACAAGCUCAACGUUCUCGAGGCGCUCUACAAUGCGGACAAGAGCAACAUUAAGAUCAUCAAAGAUCACUGCAUGCAGUUCAUCAUCAAGGAGGAGAACUAUACCGAGGUGGUAAUGUCCAGUGAGUUCAGCGAUUUGGACAAGGCUCUGCUGGUCGAGAUCAUCCGCAAGCGUCUGCAUCCCAGCAAGCUGGUGAUGGACACCAGUUAUGAGGCCAACAUAGGAACUACAUUGGAGAUCGACCUGUGCGCCUUUUUGGAGUCAACUGGCAACGAUUUCUGCGAUAUAAGCCUCGUCCUGGAGGAUCAUGUGAUACCGGCCCACAAGUCGGUGCUGUCAUCGCGUUGUACCUACUUUCAGGGCAUGUUCCGAUCGUUCAUGCCCCCGGAUAAUAAAGUCAAUAUCCAAAUUGGCGAAAUCUCACCCUCGCUGGAGGCCUUCCACUCGCUGCUGCGGUACAUUUACUAUGGCGAGACGAAGAUGCCGCCGCAGGAUGCACUGUAUCUGUUCCAGGCGCCCUGCUUCUAUGGCCUGGCCAACAAUCGGCUGCAUGCGUUCUGCAAAUACUCGCUGGAGCACAACAUCACGUUCGAGAAUGUGCUGCAGACUCUGGAGGCAUCGGACAUCACCAAGAUCUAUGACAUCAAGGAGUAUGCGCUGAAAUUGAUCGUGAAGGAUUUUGCGAAGGUCGCUAGGCUGCCGAAAAUUUGCGGUUUGUCGCGCGAACUGUUGCUGGAGAUAAUACGCGCUGUGGCCGAUUCGCACGGCGAGUUCCUAACGCGCAUCAAUAUCAAUACAGAUAUCUGAAAACUGGUGCUGCUCCAGCCGGCAUUGCAGUUGUUGCUCGCCUGGUUGCAAAUCGGACGUAGCACGUAGUGCGGCAGUAGCGGUUGGCAGCGCCGAACGACACACACUACCACCACCUACAACCCACCACAUAACAACCUACCACCCACCACCAUCAAUCAAUCGAUCGAUUUGUUCAGUGAUCCUCCACAGAUCCACAAACGCCGAUUCCCUGGAGCAACUGCAUCGGGAAGAGCGAGAAGGAGCGAUCGUAAUUCAUACAUAAAUCAGAUGUAUACCUAACUAUUCUUAAGCUGGAUGUAAACGGGCAUCGGUAAUACUGCAGUGUGCAGCCUCACAGCUGAUGCACCGUCUACACCCAGCUUUAUAUAAAUAUUACCCCUAUAUGCACUCCAGUAUUAACCCAAAACACGCAUCUCCGAGAGAUUCAAACGCAUUGGGCUGCAACUACUAGCCAUUUACAGUUGCGGUCAAAAUAAUAACUGUUUUUUAGUUUAUGGAAUCAAUUAAAGUUUAAAAGUAACUUUAAAAAUAUUAUUGGUUGCAAUUUUCAUAAGCUAAUAAUGAUUGAUAAAAAAUGUUUUAAAUUUGUAAUUUAACAAUAAGAUAUUGAAAAACAUUUUAAUGGUUUUUGAUAUAUGGUUAUAUUCCUCUAAUGUUAUAAAAAAGUUAUAUAAAAAAACGUUUUUGCACUUUACAUUGCCGCACUACUAUUAUUUUGACCGCAUCUGUAAGCUUAUGCGAAAAGUCAAAAAUAGAGUUGAACUUCCCCGUUUAGCAACUAAAUUGGAUUUUUGUUAUCAUCUAGCUAGAAAUUAUAAUGGUUUGUUCCAGAAAACUACUUAAAGGACAGAAAAUGCAAAGAUUUAGUUGGUUUCUUAUGUACCUUCAAAGAAGUUCGACUACUACCUUUGUAGUUUUAAAGCAGGACUCUAAGGAAAACAAUUUUUAUGUUAAACCAGCUGUCUAUUCAACGUUGAAAAAAGCAGAAAAUCUUCGCCUUUGCUUUAAUUUGAAAAAACUGAAUUCAUUACACUGAGCGGAACAAAAAAGGUCCUGUCUUAGUUUAAUAUAUUUGCCAAAACCAAUCUUUUAAUUCGAAUAUCCUUGCGAAGUUAAGUGCUUAGAAAAAUCCAACGAAAAUAGAGUAGGUAUUUUCUAUAUUGAAAUUAGUCAGUCUGCAUGUGAAAAUUUGUUUCAGUGUUUUUAAGAACCGUUUUUUGAAGUACCUUAACUAUUCAGUAUUCCAAAGUCUGGUAUAUUGGAUAACCUACUUUGCAAGGGUCCUUAAAGUCUUCCCUUCUUAUUAUACUAUAUACUCCUACCCAAGUACAACUUACUAGUUAAUAAGGAUCUAAACCUAAUCGUGUGAACUCGUAUUUAUCUCUCUCUAUAUAUAUACAUAUAUAAAUAUAUAUAUAUGUAUAUGAAAGCCGUACACUGUAUGUUCUAUGCUAAGUAACCUUUGACCUUUAUCCACCUCAUCCCACAUUCAUAUGCAGAAUCACCCCAAAAAUGAAAAACAAACAAAAAAAGUUACUCAAAGCUAACGUUUUGGCCAAAUUGGGAUACGAUUCUUUGAUUUAAUUAUAGCGUUUAUAUUUUCUUAAUGCUUAAUGCUUGCCCAAAAGGAGUUUUGAUUUCAAAUAUCUAUACAUGUAUAUUCUAAUUUCCGAAAUUGUGAUAAAUCAGUUUUUAUUAUGAUUGUAUUGUGACGUUUUGUUAGAGCUGGAAAAGCAAUUUCGCUAGGAAUUCCAUCUCAAGCAAUUUAAUUUUGAAUAUUUUCGUUAUAAUUUCGUUUUAGUUGGCUGUACAUGACGAAAAUUCAGAAUAAACAAUAUUAUAAUAUAUAUGGAAA
Molecule: messenger RNA, 5021 nt
Organism: Drosophila elegans
Lineage: Eukaryota; Metazoa; Arthropoda; Insecta; Diptera; Drosophilidae
Gene: Lztr1
Product: leucine-zipper-like transcriptional regulator 1 homolog
Exons: 6
Coding region: 134-3163 (1009 amino acids)
Cellular component (GO): Golgi apparatus
Molecular function (GO): protein binding
Source: RefSeq, a predicted model, not a curated record